AUGUCUACACCAAGAACCACGAAAGCCUGGACGGUUGAGGGUAAGGGCAGCUUCGACUGUCUCAAGUUUGACAAGGAGCGCGUUCUCCCUGAGCUCUCCGACCACGAGGUCUUGGUCAAAUUCCAUGCGGCGUCUCUUAACUACCGCGACAUCAUGAUUUCCUUGGGCACCUAUCCAUUCCCGACGACGCCAAGUGUCAUCCCAGGCUCCGACGGAGCUGGAGAAGUUGUGGCAGUUGGUUCUAAAGUUACCCGCUUUGAGAAAAGUUCCAAGGUUGUGACAUUGUUCAACCAAGCACACUACGGUGGGCCGUUGACCUUCAAGGUCUUGGGGACAGGGUUAGGUGGUGUCAUGGAUGGCGCUCUGCGACAGUACGGCAUUUUCAACGAGAAUGGACUGGUCGACAUGCCAAAGAACCUCGGCUAUCUGGAGGCCGGGACACUAUCUUGCAGCGCCCUGACGGCGUGGAAUGCUCUCUACGGGCUCAAACCAGUCCUUCCCGGCGACUGGGUAUUGACGCAGGGUACGGGCGGUGUGAGUAUCUCUGGCGUGCAGUUUGCGAAGGCUGCAGGGGCUCGAGUCAUUGCCACGACAUCUUCUGCAGCCAAGGCUGAGAUAUUGAAGAAGCUCGGAGCAGAUCAUGUCAUCAAUUACAAGGAGACCCCGAACUGGGGCGAUGAGGCCAGGAGGCUGACGGGCGGUGCUGGUGUUGACCAUAUCAUGGAGGUUGGAGGCGCGACAACUGUGACGGAGAGUCUGAAAGCCGUCGCUAUCGGUGGUGUUGUCACCAUCAUUGGCUGGAUCGGCGGACCGGGAGAGACCGCACCGACUUUCCCCGAGGCCUUAUUGUCUGUUGUCAGGGGAAUUGUUGUCGGAAGCCGAGAACAAUUCGAAUCAAUGAUCCGGACCAUCGAGGCCUUCAACAUCAAGCCCGUUCUUGAUCAACAAGUUUUCAAGCUCGAGGACCUCAAAGAGGCCUACCAGUACAUGUUGGAUCAGAAGCAUUUUGGCAAAGUUGCAAUCAAGAUUGAGUAG
Ilyonectria robusta is the source of this 1035-nucleotide messenger RNA. RefSeq lists its product as uncharacterized. Gene Ontology annotation, molecular function: oxidoreductase activity. The record is from RefSeq and is a predicted model, not a curated record. Lineage: Eukaryota; Fungi; Ascomycota; Sordariomycetes; Hypocreales; Nectriaceae. The transcript has 4 exons. Bases 1 to 1035 code for a protein of 344 amino acids.